This is a messenger RNA of Schistocerca serialis cubense, 3836 nucleotides long. RefSeq names its product cdc42 homolog (gene Cdc42). The record is from RefSeq and is a predicted model, not a curated record. The transcript has 7 exons. Gene Ontology annotation, molecular function: GTP binding; GTPase activity. Bases 345 to 920 code for a protein of 191 amino acids. NCBI's taxonomy places the organism in Eukaryota, Metazoa, Arthropoda, Insecta, Orthoptera, Acrididae. Gene Ontology annotation, biological process: small GTPase-mediated signal transduction.
UUUGAGCAAUUGGUUGUAAGAUUUUGCUUGCUGCCGCUUGCAGAAGACAAUUUCCGAAGCAUCUGCUUUUCUGCUAAUGCAAAGUAGCAACUCACAACACAGAGGAAUGUGUGUCCCAACCGGAAGUAGAAUGAAAUAUGUAGCGACCCACCUUCGACAGAUAGCUACUCCUACGUUUAGGGAUGAAGUCAUAGUCCACAGUUAAGGUGGAUGGUUUAAUCUUAAACUUUUAGAAGCAGUUUCCCGAUGUAAGAUUGACGUGGAGAGUAUUAUAUGGUAUUAACUCUUGUUUAAGCGACGUGGGAACCAUUGACGGCCGUAGGCUGCAGCACACGUGGAUCACGAUGCAGACAAUAAAGUGCGUCGUGGUGGGCGACGGGGCCGUCGGUAAGACGUGCCUCCUCAUCUCCUACACGACAAACAAGUUUCCGUCGGAGUACGUGCCAACGGUGUUCGACAACUACGCAGUGACGGUGAUGAUCGGUGGUGAGCCUUACACGCUUGGCCUCUUUGAUACUGCUGGUCAGGAGGACUACGAUAGGCUGAGACCACUGAGCUAUCCGCAGACGGAUGUUUUCCUCGUAUGUUUCUCGGUAGUCUCUCCGUCUUCGUUUGAAAAUGUGAAGGAGAAGUGGGUGCCGGAGAUCACGCACCACUGCCAGAAGACACCGUUCCUGCUGGUGGGGACCCAGAUCGACCUGCGAGACGACGUGCCCACCAUCGAGAAGCUGGCCAAGAACAAGCAGAAGCCGGUGAGCUUCGAGCAGGGCGAGAAGCUCGCCAAGGAGCUGAAGGCCGUCAAGUACGUCGAGUGCUCGGCGCUCACGCAGAAAGGACUGAAGAAUGUGUUCGAUGAAGCUAUCCUAGCGGCACUGGAACCUCCGGAGCCUACGAAGAGGAGAAAGUGCGUCAUACUGUAAUGGCACUCAAUGCGUGCACCGGGUAAUAGGAGAAGAGUAAUUUGAAGAAUUGGCCUUUAUUUUCAAGAAAAAGCCCAUAGUCUUUAAUAAUAAAACGUGUGUGUAGGAUAAGGGGAAACAUAUUGAAGGACCAGCUGCAGAAUGAAGAACUAAUGGAAAGGGGUAAAUUAAAGUAAUGGAUCACUGACUGAAAUAGAAGAGAUAGGACAGAGAAAAUGGAAAACGAGGAGGGAAGAAAAAGUACAGCACACAGGAAGUGUUUCGAAAUAUCGACACAGAGGACUAUCUAUUACACUGUGGAGAGAAUAUAUUUAAAUAGAUUGUGUGUAAAAUCUAUCCUGCGCAUUUCAAAGUGUCAGCUUCGUCAGGCAAAUACCACAUCUCACAUUAGCUAACUACCGACACUUGUCAGUAAUUCUGGGUGUCACCGGACUUCGGGCUCGUCGCGUAUACCACCCACUCUGUACUCCGUUUCCUUUCCAGAAAUCAAAUGAAACCUACGCGUCAGUCGGUCACCUGCCGAAUCGUGCGUCCGCCGCUGCAAAUACUGGAACUGUCAGUAGGUCUGCACUCUGUUUCUCGGCAGGCUGCGUGAUGCGUGUCACUCACUUCGAAAUUAUUUUCGUAGUAAUAGAUUUUUUUAAAAAAGCCGAUGUAAUAAAUGGAAAGGAUAAACUGAACAGUAAAUAACACAUUGGCACUAAUUUUUGACGGAUAACACAGUGACGCUACUGCCUCGUCACGUAACAUUUAAUUUUGUACCUUUAUUUGUAGGUUUUAGUCUUUGCUUUGCUGUAUUCCGUGCCAUUUUAAGGUCAGUCAUUUUGUGAUUAGUAGGGUUUUCGUGUGCAGUCCGGCCGUAUUUGAUUCUCGUGUACUCUCCCAUGUCUUCCCUCCCUUCCACCCCUUUUCGUCACUCUUUGCGAUCUUCAUUUUUGACUACCCUGUCGUGUGGCAAACUGUGGAGCUCAAACAAUGGUCUAACUGCAGAUAUGAGUUAAGUGCCUAGGUAGCAUUGUGAAUGUAACAAAGAACCGCCAUGUUAACUUUGCAUUGAAGUGUGUGUGUGUGUGUGUGUGUGUGUGUGUGUGUGUGUGUGUGUGUGUGUGCGCGCGCGGUUGCACACGUCUGCGCAUUUCUUAGGAUUCCCUGCUUGAGUGUGUAGGGCUUUCCGUUUCCUACACUAUUGCUUCUUUGCAGUAAUUUAUAGUUGUUAUGGAAAAGCUGUUUAUUGUGUUCUUUUUUCAUAUCACAAGUAACACAGUGUCCUCACUUGAACUGAAGCAGCUCAACGAGUCCUACCUGUAUUUCUUACACCUGUGGGGAAAGUCCCAAACUGUUCGUGUUUCUGAAAGCAUAGUGUUCAGUCCCAGCAUGUGUAUAAACGCUCUCUGCAGGAACUCCAAACUUCAAUUACUCUCUCCUUCACUCAUUUGCCCACCAUUCCUACACUUUGAUUCAAAACUCAAAUGGGCGAGGCGCCGUGUUUAUUCGGUGCUGUGUGCAGGAGAUAAAAUUGCGAGUCAGAUACUUGUCCACCUUCUGUCAUUUCUUUUUUUUUUUUUUUCCAAAUCGUCUAUACUUAUCUGUGUCAUUAGUAAGUAAAAUAUGUGCCGUGUACACAGUGCCCCAUCACUGCUAGAUUCUGAGCAGCAAAGUGUGCGCUGUGCAGGUUUAUUUCUGGUUUUCUUAUGUAAAGAAAAUUGGUGCUUUAUUAUAUUCUUCCCUUGUAGAUGCGAGAUAAUUCUAUUUAAGCCCACAUGGAGAGCUAUGAGAAUUGUCUAAAACUAAGGUAUAUUACUUUGUUGUGUGUGUGUGUGUGUGUGUGUGUGUGUGUGUGUGCGUGUUUGUUUUCAGAGAAAAAGAGGUAUAAAUGUAUGCACAUUCUUGUUUGUAGAGGUUGUCUGUGAACGUUCUCUUUUUUGCCGACUAAAGUCCAGCAAGCAAGCAUUUUUUUCUCGUUUUGUAGAAUAUUUGAAAGUUUUGCGGUCUUACUUUCCCUGCACUACUCCAGAACUCGGGGUUAAAGUUUUAACUCCUAUUAUUUAUGCACAGUGGUGCUCUCCCUGAGCUGUUACUGUCUUCCGCGAUUGUGAUGUCAGUUUAAAAAUAGGACUGUGGUUUACCCUCAAAACAUUACCUGUUUAUGUUGCAUGUGUGCGCUUUGUGUGGAGUUCUGAAUUAUAAUGCAGCUUUCCAUCGCACUCUGUUGGAGUACUGUAAAAGUUUGGAGGGCAGAAUAAAAGGCGAGAAUUGUGAGAGAACACAGUGUGGUCAGGAUCCUCGUGCAUUUGCUUUCUUCUGGGAACACUGUGGGCGGCUCAGGGUUGUCUGCUAACUUCUUCUAUAUCAGCACUAUUGUGCUACCUUUUCCUCCACAUCUCCUUCUGCAAAAUGUCCCGCCGACACGAAACGGCGUAUUCUGCCUGUAUUCUGGCACAUAGGUGCCCGAUAUUUGCUUUCCCGUCAGAGGGCGGUGCCCACGAGUGUCACAGAAAGUUUUCGCCGCGAGGGCCUCCACCCUUUCCUCACCGUUUAAGUACUGUCUGUUUUCCAAGUGAAGUACGUAUGUUAAUUUGCACCCUCAUGCUCUUCUGGACUUUAAGUACAAGUAUUGUAUACAUAUAUUUUGUAUUAGUUGAUAGGCAGUCAAGCAUUUAUAAAAUAUUAAUAACAACAUUAAUAAUAUUGGUAAUAAUGUUAUUAUCUUAAUCACAAUAAUAAUAAUAGGAAUAAAAUUUCUCGCAAAUUUGGAAAUGAAAAUGUGCUCUGCGACUAAUACUGCAUAUCGGACGCCGAUUUUCGUAAAUUUUCGAGAGCGUCGUGUCUCUGAUUGGAAAUAUUUCACUUGUGUAUACAUGUUUGAUAUCUGGAAAUCCCGAGAAUUAUUAGAAUAAAGAUUGUAAUUAAAUUUUC